Molecule: messenger RNA, 2467 nt
Organism: Rubroshorea leprosula
Lineage: Eukaryota; Viridiplantae; Streptophyta; Magnoliopsida; Malvales; Dipterocarpaceae
Source: the annotation of a GenBank genome assembly
ACGGCUACUUCUCUACUUAUCUCCAAAUUUAAUCCCGCACAGUACACAACUCCCUCUCUAAUUCUCUCCCAAAUCCUUCAGUCUGUUUUGUUCGUUCUUAAAUUUGAAGCUUCUGGAUGGAUCCUGGUCGGAUGGGGGCGAUCCAGGGUCGGAAGGUUCGAGUGAUAGCGAAGAUCAGGAGCGGAUUCACAGAUCUGGAAUCAGAGUCCGGCAGCAGUCGUACCAAGGAUCGAAUUUCGGUCCAGAAACCGAACGGAGAUGAGUCCGAGACUGUAACUAUCUCUUUUGAACAUCAGUCUGUAAGCCAAAAUGAGUCUUACAAAGUGGAUUAUUGCUAUGAGCAGAAUGAGGGAAAUGAUAUAAUCUUUUCAAGGGAAGUAAAACCACUAAUUUCUGGAAUUUUUGAUGGUCAUGAUGCCACUAUUGUUGCUUAUGGAGCAAGGGGUAGUGGAAAGACCUACUUAAUUCAGGGUUCUGAAAAUGAACCAGGUUUGGCAGUUCAAGCAAUGGCUGAGGUUCUUUCUUUGGCAGUGGAAAGUGGGAAGUUGGUAUCAAUAUCUUCUUAUCAUAUUAUAAAUGAACGUGCCUAUGAUCUUUUAGAUCCAAAGAAAUCUGAAGUUUCAGUAUUGAAUGACGCUAAAGGCAAAACUCAACUUAAAGGACUUUCUCAGGUUCCUGUGAAAUCCAUUUUAGAAUUUCAGAAAUUAUAUCUUAGUGGACGAAAUUUACAUAAAUCACAGAAGAAAACUGAACCUCCUUGUAGAAGCCACAAAGGCCUAGUCAUUCAUGUAUUUCAGGGUGAAAAGUCAGAUACUAUUCCUCUCGGGAAGUUGAACGUUGUUGAUUUGGCAGGUUAUGAGGAUGGUCGGAGAAAGAGCACCAAUGCUCUUAAUCUUCUUGAGAAUACUAAGAUUAAUAAACCCAUAUAUGCUUUGCAGAAUGUUGUUCAUGCUUUAAAUGCUAACAAAAGCCUUGUACCUUAUCGAGAAAGUACAUUAACUCGCAUGUUGCGAACUUCCUUGGAAGGGACAAACCAAAUUCUGAUAGUUGCUUGCUUGUCUCCAUUAUUUUGCCAAGACUCUGUGCACAUUGUAAGUCUGGCAUCUCGUUCUUGUCUUGGCACUAGUCAGACUGUCACAGACUCAACAAAGAGAAACAAAAGUUCAGCAAGACUAAUGGGGCAUUCUUCACUGAAGAGCUCCAUUCCUGGGAGUGUUUCUUCAACUGUGAAGAAACAGUCAGGCUCACAUGUGCAAUUUUCUGAAAGGAAAUUUUCUGAAAGGAAAGCCAAUGGUAUGGCUUCAGUGAUCAAAGGAAGGAAACUAUUUACUGAAACAAGUCAUUCAGCAAAAUCUAAGAAGGCAUUGCAGAAGUUACCAAUGCAGGCAACCUCCACAGAUAUUGUCGCAACCAUUGAACAUCCUCUGCAGGAAGAGGAUAACUCCUCUUUAGGCAGUGAAAAAGCAAUUAUAACUUGUGACGAGGAACCUUCCCCUUUACCAGCUCUUGGUUUACAAGAAACCACCAUAACAGAUAAGGAACUUUCCCCUUUAGCAGCUCUUGGUUUACAAGAAACAGCCAUAACAGACAAGGAACCUUCCCAUUUAGCAGCUCUUGGUUUACAAGUACCCACCAUAACAGAUAAGGGUGUUCAACAGAGUGAGGAAAAUCAUGAAGAAGUUACUCCUAGUAUAAUUAGUGGUGUAAAAGCAUUGUCUUUGGUUGAAGAAGGUCAUGCCAUAGAUAAAGAGAACAACAAUUCUCUUAUCAACGAAAGUGGAUCACCACCAAUUAGUGAAUGUUUACAGGAGUUAUCUAACAAUCUGAAAUUGCUUUAUUCCUCAAUUCCGUCAUGUGUAGAGAUCCCACCAAAGAAUGAUGCUCUCAAUGCUCAAUUCUCUACUGAUACUUUAGAGCCUAAAACUCCUGAGCCUAGUAUACAAGUUAAUGAAAAGUGUGAGCUUGCAAACAUCAGCUCAAGUCCUUGGCAAACCUUCAGUAUGCGUAGUUCAGGAGUGAAGAACUCUCUUGUUCAAGAAUACCUUAGGUUUUUAAAUACAGCCAACAAGGAGGAGUUGAAAAAACUUAAGGGAAUCGGAGAGAAGAGAGCUACUUCCAUUCUUGAACUUCGCGAAGAAUCUCCAGAACCCUUCAAAGAUCUUGAUGAUUUGAAGGAAAUUGGACUUUCGGCCAAACAGAUCAAAGGAAUGAUGAAAAAGGAAAUGGGAGAGCUCUUCAAUUAGCAUCUAAAAGAUGUUGAUAUUCAAGAAUGUGAAGAAAACCGGUGUAAAUGGCAACAUGAAGUCACCUUAAUGUACCUCAUUUGUUUGGUUUAGCAUUACUGUUUCUGGAUGACUAUUCCUAUCCGGCUUAUGCUUGUGUUUGUUGUUGGAUUGACCUUUUGUUGCUGUAUUAUGUAACAUAUUUCAUGUAAAACUACCCGUCUAAAUAUAAUGGUUUUGAUAUU